CUCCACCAGAAUAUGCCCAUUUCCAAAUUUUCUACCUUUUGAGAGACUUGAGAUUUGGAUAUUUGUGUGCCAUUAUCUCAUCUUGUAAGAUGGAAAUUACACGGCCAGUAUGUGUGUGCCCCCCAAGCUGUUUUGCUUUCCAUUAAUGGUGUCCGUAUCAUGAGGACACUUGAUGGUAUUAGACUCCAUUGGUGGCCAAUCUAUAACUGGGUUUCAAGAUUGUCUUACUACUCAAUUCUUCAUUGUCUAAACAGGAGAUGACAUUACCCCUGAUCUUUAACUCCACUUCAUCUUGUUCAGAUGAUUUUGCAGUGAAGAGCGAGGUUGUUGAAAUCAUCGAAGAACACAAGGUUGUUCUUGAUCAAAGCUUCAUCAAACAAAUUAGUUAAUGUUCUUGGAUUGUCUCGUAUACAUCAAUGCGUUUAUGCGCUAACAAAACCUUCUAUUGGUUCCUGUUUUGAAUAUUGAUUUGCUUUCAUUGUUUACAUUAGAUGAUACAAUGCUUUAUGUCAUUAUGCUGCAAUGAAAAGGUACAAGUUCAUCAAAGUUAUUGCUUGAGGAAUUAUUUAUCUUGAUAAAAAAUAUGCUAAUUAAGACAACAAAACUGAGACUUCGAUUAUAGGAUUUUAUAUCAAUGGAACUUUUUCAAUGUACAAUUAUUAUUGUGGGUCCUGUCUCUUUGUUUAUAAUUAUAUCAACGGCUAGUGACUUUUAAAAUCGUUUUUCUCCUGACUAAGAGCAUCUGUGAGAGUAAACAUUGACUUUUAAUUAGAGAGAGAAAUAGACUUGAAAGGAGCAUAGCUUUGUGAUCUCAGAUUCAACUUUUUCUUCUUCCUUUUCUGCUCAAUCUUGUUGUAGACGACCAUGGAAUAUGAGGAAUAUGAGGAAGUGUCACUACCGUUGAUCCACGAGCAUCUUAUGAUGCCGUGUAAUUAUCUAACUAGGGCUGAUUGCUGUGGACGCUUCGGUUUUACCAGUGGUGGUUAUUACUGCGAAAGCUGUAGCUUCUUGGUUCAUAGGAAAUGUGUUGAAGAUUCCUCUGAAUAUAUUGAACACCCGUCUCACUCUGUUCACCCUCUUAAGCUUCAAAGUAAACCAGACCAUAUAUGUGAUAUAUGUGAUAAGAGGAUCGUGGAUCUAUGCUAUCAUUGUGAGAUCUGUGACUUCAAUGUGGAUCUAUACUGUGCAAAGUACCCACCACCAAAAGUUAUUGAUAUUUCCGAGACGCAUCACCACAAGCUCACCCUUCUCAAGAAAGGGAUCAAGUUCGACUGUGGUGCUAGCAAAUGUGGGGAGGUUAUGUAUGGGUUUCCUUACAAAUGCCAUGAAUGUGAUUUAGCCUUCCAUGUGGAUUGCGUAUGGAAUCCGCCGGAGGCAAAAAACCCGUCAGAGGUAAACCACUCUCACCACCCUUUACACCCUCUUAAGCUCCACAUAGGUCAACCACCGGACUAUUCUGAUGGUAAAUGUCGUCUUUGCGCACAAAAGAUUUGUGAUAGAUUGUUUUAUCAUUGUUCUGCCUGUAACUUCAGCUUGGAUAUGUGUUGUCUUUUAAACCCACCAUCACAAUAUGUUAUGGAUUUGAAAGUUCAUGCUCACGAACUCACCUUUCGCCCAAGACUUGAUUCUUUUACAUGUAAUGCUUGCGGGUUGAGUGGAGACAGAAACCCUUACAUAUGUGUGCAAUGUGAUUUCAUGAUACAUCAAGAGUGUCUUGACCUUCCACGCCUCAUAAACAUCAAUCGGCAUGAUCACCGUGUUUCUCGCACUUCCGUUCUUGGUGUUGUGAAUUCGGUAUGUGGAGUUUGUCGCCGGAAGGUGGAUUGGACUUGGGGCGGGUAUUCUUGUCAGCGGUGUCCUCACUAUGUCGUUCAUUCGAAAUGUGCUACUAGAGAGGAUGUGUGGAACGGAAAAGAGCUCGAAGGAGUGCCUGAAGAGAUAGAAGAUGUAGAGCCAUAUGUGGUGAUAGAUGAAAACACAAUACAACAUUUCAGCCACAAAGAGCAUUACCUAAGAUUCCAUGUUAGUGCUCUUCUUUGGGAGGAAAACAAGCGUUGCAAUGCUUGCACCCAGCCCAUUGGUCUCCAAUCUUUCUAUGGUUGUGUUGUUUGUGAUUUCAUUCUUCACCAAAACUGCGCUGAAUCUCCUAGAAAGAAAUGGCAUUUUCUACAUAAUGAACGUCUUACUUUAGUUACAAGCAAGGAUGAUUACUUUCACUGCACUGCGUGUGAUAGACUCUCCAAUGGUUUCAUGUACCAGUGUGGGGAUAUGAAGUUAGAUGUACUGUGCGGUUCAAUUUCUGAACCGUUUGUCCAUCCAAGCCACCCCCAUCAUCCCUUAUAUUACAUUCCACCAGAGGAAGAAAAACAAUGCAAUGGUUGCGACAAUUGGUCAUCUCUUGUGCUUACGUGCAUUGAAAGUGGCUGUAGAUAUUUCUUAUGCUUCGAUUGUGCUAGGCUACCACAAGUGGUAAAGCAUAGAGUAGACGCUCAUCCUCUCUCACUAUGCUAUGGAGAAAAGGCAAGUGGCAAAUACUGGUGUGACAUUUGUGAGAAAGAAACGAAUCCGAGUACAUGGUUCUACACGUGUAAAGAUCACCGAGCUAGUUUGCAUACAAAGUGCGUGAUGGGAGACUUUGCAAGGCUCAUGCCAGGAAGUACAUUAACGUAUUCCCACAUAUCAUAUGAGGUGGUGCGCAAUAAUAGUAUGUCUCGUCCAUUUUGCAGAGCGUGUGAGUCACAUUGCAUGUACCCUAUCAUCUUGAAGGUGCUUGGAUCCUCAGCUCUUUACAUCUGCUCUUUAAACUGCGUAGAUGGUUUUUGGUAUCCGAAGAUCGUUUCUGGUAUCAAAAAACGUCAACCAGCAAAGUGAAGAUUGCUCGUUAAAAUCCAAAAGUUAUGUUUGUGAUGUUGUAUGUACUUCCAGUAAUUCUGUUCAUUAAAACCCC
Molecule: messenger RNA, 2947 nt
Organism: Arabidopsis thaliana (thale cress)
Lineage: Eukaryota; Viridiplantae; Streptophyta; Magnoliopsida; Brassicales; Brassicaceae
Product: Cysteine/Histidine-rich C1 domain family protein
Exons: 1
Coding region: 865-2871 (668 amino acids)
Source: RefSeq, marked reviewed